Molecule: messenger RNA, 1172 nt
Organism: Micromonas pusilla CCMP1545
Lineage: Eukaryota; Viridiplantae; Chlorophyta; Mamiellophyceae; Mamiellales; Mamiellaceae
Product: endopeptidase clp chloroplast precursor
Exons: 2
Coding region: 111-962 (283 amino acids)
Biological process (GO): protein quality control for misfolded or incompletely synthesized proteins
Cellular component (GO): endopeptidase Clp complex
Molecular function (GO): serine-type endopeptidase activity; ATP-dependent peptidase activity; ATPase binding
Source: RefSeq, a predicted model, not a curated record
CCGCACUUCAUCGUAACACACUUAAAAUUCUUUAAAAUUCUAGUGUGCUUUCUCGCAUUCUUAUUUUAUCACGUUCAUCCACCGGCCCUUCUUACGUUCCGUGACUGCUUAUGGCGCAGACACUACUAUCCCAAAGAGUUCCCUUCAGUUGGAAUCCUGCAGGCACAAGGCAAAGCCGACUGAAGUCCGAACUAGCGUCAAACUCGACAAGGGCCAAAUUUUCAUUUCGGAAGGUACAUUCAUCGUUUAUCCCAGAAGCUGGCAUUUCCGGUGGCGAUCUUCAUCCCGCGUACAGUGUCCGUGCUGGUGGUCUUGUGGUUCCACGGCAAGAAGCGGGUGACCCGUUUGGUCUACUCCUUCGUCAACGCAUCGUUUUCCUUGGAAACCAGGUGGAUGACUUCACCGCGGAUGCUGUAAUAAGUCAACUGCUUCUUCUCGACGCGCAGGAUCCAAAAAAGGACAUCAAGCUGUUCAUCAACUCCCCAGGUGGAUCUGUUACCGCCGGCAUGGGGAUAUACGACGCUAUGCAAAUGUGUCGCGCUGAUGUUAGUACAGUUUGUAUGGGCCUCGCAGCCUCAAUGGGUGCUUUCCUUCUUACUGCAGGUUCACGUGGAAAACGACUUUCGAUGCCUAACGCUCGCAUAAUGAUCCACCAGCCUCUUGGAGGCGCAUCUGGCCAGGCUGUUGAUAUAGAGAUUCAGGCUCAGGAAAUCAUGUUCCACAAAGCAAAUUUGAACCGGUUGAUGGCGUUUCACACAGAUCAAGACGUGAAGCAGAUUGAUGAAGACACAGACAGAGAUAGAUACAUGUCACCACUUGAAGCAAAAAACUAUGGAAUCAUUGAUGAGAUUAUAGGCGGCGACGAUGCCGGGCUCAAGAUUGAGGGCGAACCCAAAGAGUAUCUGAAGACAAAAGCGUCUUAUAUCUCCUGGGGUGAUGAAUUGGAUGACACUUCAUCGUGAGAAAGUCACACGAGGGAGGUCGCGAACAUUUUCGAACUUCAUCCUCGUCCUGAGAUAUCUACGCAGCUAAUAAUGCUAGUGAAUCUGAAGAACAAAAACCUAACAUUACAGUCGCCGAAGGCUUUUUUUUUUAUCCAACUUCUUGUCAUUCUUUGUAGAGUUGAGACUAGCCUGAAAUGCGACGGAAUUCGAGACAAACUCAUCCUUACU